This is a messenger RNA of Carya illinoinensis, 330 nucleotides long. RefSeq lists its product as uncharacterized. Lineage: Eukaryota; Viridiplantae; Streptophyta; Magnoliopsida; Fagales; Juglandaceae. The record is from RefSeq and is a predicted model, not a curated record. The transcript has a single exon. Bases 1 to 330 code for a protein of 109 amino acids.
AUGGGAAACUGCAUGGAGACAUGCACGCAGAGGCUACAAGCAGAGGAAAUGCAGCAGCAGGAAUGUGAGAGAUCAGAGAGAGCAAGUGGGACGUUUGUGCAGGAAAGUAAUUUUGGGAAAGGUGCCAUAAGGGUUAAGAUUGUGCUGACAAAGGAGGAGCUGGAGUGGUUUAUGCUACAGCUGAAGGAUAAAGAAGGAAAGAAGCUGGCCCUGGAAGAUGUUUUCAUGGAGAUUGAAAGAGGAAGAGAACCAAGAUCAGUUGAGGGAUGGAAGCCUUCUUUGGAAAGUAUCAUGGAGAGCCCUGAAUUGCUUGAGAUGGACAGAUCAUGA